AUGUCUGAGCGUCAGGAGAUUCCACAUGAUACACCGGAACAAGAACAGGCCCAUAGCGACACCCAGGGCCUGGAGGCUGCACAGUUCUCCGAGGCUUUCGAGGCCGCAUCCUCCUCUCCCUCUCCUCUAAUGCCUGAUGACCUGGAGGAGGUUCUGGAUGCUGGCAUACCUGAUAUCCCACAGAGUCCUCAGAGUGCUUGUUCAACUUCCACUGGCAUCAGUUUCCUCUCAUCAAGUAAAUCAGAUGAGACCGCUGGCAGCCAAGAAAAGGAGGAUAGUUCAGAUUCUUCAAAGUCCCUGUCGGAAACCGAGAGCUUGCCCGAAGACCCUUUAGAUGAGAAGGUGACUUUGUUGGCGCAGUUCCUGCUGCACAAGUAUCAAAUGUUUGAGCCUAUCACAAAGGCAGACAUGAUUGAUGUUGUUAUCAAAGAGUAUAGGGAUGACUUCCCUGAGAUCUUCAGGAGAGUCUCUGAGUACAUGGAGCUGGUCUUCGGUGUUGAUGUGGAGGAAGUAGACCCGACCAGCCACAGCUAUGCCCUUGUUAACAAAUUAGGGAUCACCUAUGAUCCAAGGCUGAGUAGCAAUGAGGGCGUGCCCAAGACCAGCCUCCUGAUAAUGGUCCUGGGUUCGAUCUUCAUGAAGGGCAAUAGCGCCACUGAGGAGGAUAUCUGGGAAGUGCUAAGUACGAUGAACUUACAUCCUGGGAUGAUUCACUUCACGUUUGGGGAGCCCAGGAAACUCAUCACCCAAGAUUUGGUGCAGGAAAAAUACCUGGAGUACCGCCAGGUGCUCGACAGCGAUCCUCCACACUAUGAGUUCCUGUGGGGUCCAAGAGCCCAUGCUGAAGUCAGCAAGAUGAAAUUGCUGGAGUUUUUGACCAAGGUCAAUGGGUCUGACCCCACUUGCUUCCCAUCCCAGUAUGAGGAGGCUCUGAGAGAUGAAGCAGAGAGAGCCCAAGCUGGAGCUGCAACCGGGGAGGGCACUAUUGCCAUGGCCAUGGCAAGUCCCAGUGCCACCUCCAGUAGCUCCUGCCAUCCCGAAUAA
Messenger RNA from Pteronotus mesoamericanus, 1044 nucleotides. RefSeq names its product melanoma-associated antigen B16-like. NCBI's taxonomy places the organism in Eukaryota, Metazoa, Chordata, Mammalia, Chiroptera, Mormoopidae. Gene Ontology annotation, cellular component: nucleus. The transcript has a single exon. Gene Ontology annotation, biological process: negative regulation of transcription by RNA polymerase II. The record is from RefSeq and is a predicted model, not a curated record. Bases 1 to 1044 code for a protein of 347 amino acids.